Molecule: messenger RNA, 1321 nt
Organism: Amphimedon queenslandica
Lineage: Eukaryota; Metazoa; Porifera; Demospongiae; Haplosclerida; Niphatidae
Exons: 6
Coding region: 36-1088 (350 amino acids)
Molecular function (GO): protein binding
Source: RefSeq, a predicted model, not a curated record
UCCUCCAAUGCACAAUAAAGCAUAACAAGUACAACAUGGCGAGUCACAUGGACGAAAGCAUGACUGACGAGGAGCUGAGACAAGCUCUUAUUCAAUAUAAAAUAGACGCUGGGCCCAUUAACAAGUCAACUCGUCCACUAUACAUUGCAAAAUUGAGAGAAAAGCAGCCUCCUAUUCAAACACAGGGUAUGGGUGUGGCUAAACUUCCUGAACAUGAAGAUGAGAAACCAGUACCACUUGAUUUGUAUAAAUGUCUCUGGAAUCAACUGAAUGAUCCGUAUCACAUAGCAUCCGACACGGUCAUAAUGUUCAGCGAUGGCUGCAUUCUUUAUGUCUGUAGAGGGAUACUGGCCUCAAUUUGUAAAGGACUCAAAGUCUUGCUCUAUAAUCAGGAACCUCCGUAUCCAGUUCAACUUAUAGCUUCAAAUGGACUCCAACACAUUGUUUGGGUUCGUGGUAAUGAAUUCAUCUCCGACUUAAAAGAGAAAAUCAGUAUGCAGGAUCGCACUAUUUUACACAAUCAGCUUAAACUGUUUCACAACGAAACUGAGCUCCAAGACAAAGCAACUUUACGAUCACAAGGUAUAGCGAGUGGAUCGCUUAUAAGAGUCAUGGUCCUGUCGUUGGAGAUGGUCCAAACCCGCUCUCCUUUCUCUGUCCAGUGUCGCAUGGCUCAACCCUCUCCCUCUCUCUCCAUCACUCACUUUAAACUGGGUAUGGGCAUGGAAGGGAUUCUGCCCUUGGUACCUAACGGUUUACACAAUCCUCAGGUACCCAUUCCGCCUCAGGUCCAGCAUAUACUAUGCGUUCAUGAUGUCCCCAGUGGCCCGUUUACGCUGAUGGUGGGAUUCCUGUAUAAUGGUACAUUGCCUACUGUGACAGCACCAGGAACUGAAGCUGUAGUCUUGACUAUGUGCCUAUCACUUGGCAAGGCAUUCAAUCUACAUCCUUUCAUUAUUCAUUCCUCCUAUGAACUGAGAAAGAUAUUAAAACGUAAUUCAAUGCCCCAGCAGAUUCAGCAGGUAAAGAAAUGUGCAGAAGCCCUUGGAAUAGCUUCUCUAUUGGAGGAGACCUUACAAAACAUUUGAACGUUCUCUUUGAUCCCUUGCCCACUACUAUCGCUCUUUUGUUGUGGCGAUAAAGUAUGUCACUUGUUUACAAUCUAUUUACAUUAUGUUAACUCUCAUUAUAUAUGAUCAUUAUUAUUGCUAGCGGGAAGUGAUUGACUCUCUGUGCUUAUAAUAUUACACGCAUGUAUGCUCUCAUUCAUUUAUCUCUUGUGUUUUAUUACAUUUAUUCAUGAUAUCUCUUAUAAUGUAAA